AUAUUGGGUUUUGUGUUGAAACACAUCACGGCAUUUGCAACAUGGCAGGUUCUUACGACGAGACGGAUAGCUGCAAUAGAUCUAAAACCAAGAUCAAAUACAUCGGUACGUCCUCAGAGUGUGAACUGAAGAAGUAUGACGUCACCAGAAACGGGAGGAAACUCGCGGUUGUCAUCAACAUCACAGAGUUUGAGAGCUCCACGGGGAUGCCACAACGCACUCACGCCAAGACGGAUGAAGCCGUCAUCACUAACAUGCUGGAACAGCUGCUGGGAUUUGAAAUUUUCCCCAAAGAAAACCUCACGUUACAAGAUCUCAUUGAUCUCUUCGAGGAAAUGCGUAGCUGGGACUACAAGCACGUAGACACGCUGGCCGUCGUCGUGAUGUCGUAUGGGGACAACAGGGAGAUCUACACACAUGAUGGCCAGAAGGUGGAGAUGAAAGUACUGCUUGACAACCUCAAGGGCAAGAAAUGCAAGGGACUUGCGGGCAAGCCGAAGAUUGUAUUUAUAAAUGCAGGGAAGUGGGAAGAGUCUCCUGAAGAUCUGGAGGAAGAUUAUGAUGAGGUUGAUGCAUGUGUCAGUCCGGAUGUGGUGACAGAGCCCAAAGACAAGACCAUCUGUAUCCCAAAGGAGUGUGACUUCAUCCAUGUGUACUCGCCAGUAACAUUUGGUCACCAAAAGACUGGCAGCGUGGAACAAGGGAACAUAUUCCUGACAGCUCUGAGCGAGAUGUGUCUGAAACUUGACAAUGGGCCUCUGGAGUUCUGUGACCUACUUACAAGAACCAACCGCCAAGUUGCACACCGAGUCAGGUCUGCCUCAAGCAUCCCUGCCAGACCCUGCUUCUUCCUCUCAACUCUCACGAAGGAGCUCUACCUGACACCCAACACAUAGACACCUGGGUGUAGGCUGUGCACAGUGCCAGACCCUGCUUCUUCCUCUCAACUCUCACGAAGGAGCUCUACCUGACGCCCAACACACCUGGGUGCAGGCUGUACACUCUGCUUCUUCCUCUCAACCCUCACCCAGGGACUCUACCUGACGCCCAACACAUAGACACCUGGAUGCAGGCUGUACGCCCUGCUUCUUCCUCUCAACUCUCACCAAGGAGCUCUACUUGACACCCGACACAUAGACACCUGGAUGCAGGCUGUACACCCUGCUACUUCCUCUCAACUCUCACCAAGGAGCUCCACCUGACACCAGACACAUAGACACCUGAAUGCAGGCUGUACACCCUGCUUCUUCCUCUCAACUCUCACCCAGGAGCUCCACCUGACACCCAACACAUAGACACCUGGAUGCAGGCUGUACACCCUGCUACUUCCUCUCAACUCUCACCAAGGAGCUCCACCUGACACCUGACACCAAACACAUAGACACCUGGAUGCAGGCUGUACACCCUGCUUCUUCCUCUCAACUCUAACCAAGGAGCUCCACCUGACACCCAACACAUAGACACCUGGAUGCAGGCUGUACACCCUGCUUCUUCCUCUCAACUCUAACCAAGGAGCUCCACCUGACACCCAACACAUAGACACCUGGAUGCAGGCUGUACACCCUGCUACUUCCUCUCAACUCUCACCAAGGAGCUCCACCUGACACCCGACACAUAGACACCUGGAUGAAGGCUGUACACCCUGCUACUUCCUCUCAACUCUCACCCAGGAACUCUACCUGACACCCAACACAUAGACAACUGGGUGCAGACUGUACACCCUGCUUCUUCCUCUCAACUCUCACCCAGGAGCUCCACCUGACACCCAACACAUAGACACCUGGAUGCAGGCUGUACACCCUGCUUCUUCCUCUCAACUCUCACCAAGGAGCUCCACCUGACACCCGACACAUAGACACCUGGAUGCAGGCUGUACACCCUGCUACUUCCUCUCAACUCUCACCCAGGAACUCUACCUGACACCCAACACAUAGACAACUGGGUGCAGACUGUACACCCUGCUUCUUCCUCUCAACUCUCACCCAGGAGCUCCACCUGACACCCAACACAUAGACACCUGGAUGCAGGCUGUAUACCCUGCUUCUUCCUCUUAACUCUCACCAAGGAGCUCAACCUGACACCCGACACAUAGACACCUGGAUGCAGGCUGUACACCCUGCUACUUCCUCUCAACUCUCACCCAGGAACUCUACCUGACACCCAACACAUAGACAACUGGGUGCAGACUGUACACCCUGCUUCUUCCUCUCAACUCUCACCCAGGAGCUCUACCUGACACCCGACACAUAGACACCUGGGUGCAGGCUGUACACCCUGCUUCUUCCUCUCAACUCUCACCAAGGAGCUCCACCUGACACCCGACACACAGCUGCCUAAGUCAGGCUGUACACACAAGUAAUGAUAAUCAACACGCGAAGCCUAGGGUUGUGUGUGCAAACACUGAUCAGACAAUACAGGUUCUCCAGGGACCCAACCCAGCUUGUUGCAGACGACACACAAGUCAUGACUCUGCCUACAUGUAAUAUACUACUCAAAAGAAGUUAAGGACCAUCCAGUUUUUCUUAUUACUUUUGUUAAUCAGUUAUGAAAGAAUCAGGUGGUCUUUAACUUCUUUGAGCAGUAAGUAUAUAUAGGACAAGUAACAGUACAUUAGAUGUUUAUUAUUGUACUGUUUCUGUUAACAUGGUUAACAAUCAGCAUGCGAAGCCAAGCAUGAAGACAUUUAUCAGACAGCAUAGGUACUCAAUGAAUCAAACAGCAAUCUUCUAUUGUACAAGGGCAGUGUAUUGCCAUGGUGGUCUUUGUGGACAUGUAAAUGUUUUGUUGGUUCUCCAACAGUGCAGUAUGCAAUAUUACAGCUACAUCACUACAGUUUGUAAAUAAUCAUGUCAACCAGACAAAUAAGUGGUUGAUAUUAUAAAUUCAUGUUUAAUAUUGUUGCAUUAGAUAUAUGUUUUUACUUCUGAGAAGACUUUGUUCUCUUCAUGUGAAGACUGCAGUGGCCAGAGACUAUAUACGAUGUAUCUGAUCAACCCUUAAGUAAAGUUUUGUACUUGUA
This is a messenger RNA of Haliotis rufescens (red abalone), 3019 nucleotides long. RefSeq names its product caspase-3-like. Gene Ontology annotation, cellular component: cytoplasm. The transcript is spliced from 7 exons. Gene Ontology annotation, biological process: apoptotic process; proteolysis. Bases 42 to 896 code for a protein of 284 amino acids. Lineage: Eukaryota; Metazoa; Mollusca; Gastropoda; Lepetellida; Haliotidae. The record is from RefSeq and is a predicted model, not a curated record.